Molecule: messenger RNA, 1751 nt
Organism: Pyricularia grisea
Lineage: Eukaryota; Fungi; Ascomycota; Sordariomycetes; Magnaporthales; Pyriculariaceae
Exons: 2
Coding region: 567-1382 (271 amino acids)
Biological process (GO): cytokinin biosynthetic process
Cellular component (GO): cytosol
Molecular function (GO): hydrolase activity, hydrolyzing N-glycosyl compounds
Source: RefSeq, a predicted model, not a curated record
GAUUCUCACCCCCUUGACCUUAGUAACAUUUAUUUGUGCUCAAGUGAGUCACGGGAACACCUACGGAUAGGCAGUUAUAUAAGACCAGCUUAUCCGCCUGCUCGGAAGCCAUAGUCCUCCUCUUGACUGUAGUUCCAUUGUUGAUCGUUUUAUUUUCCCCAGCUUCUAGGCUUACUUUGAUUCCGGUUGUGCCUUCUUUCACUUUUUUUUUGUUAGUGUGCCUGAUCUAUCUGACCUACCAGAUAUCCAUCUUACAUUAGCCCUUGCAUUGCAUCUUAGCUGGUCCGGUGUCCCUCAGCCCCGCCACUCCACUAUACUCCGUAUCGGACCUGCCGCAUCCUUACGUAUAUUACUUACCGCCGCCGUGUGGGGCGCAUGACGCUGAUCAGAACCCCAUAUCCUGGUCCUCAGCUCAACAACUCACUCAUUAUACCUACCUAACUUCCAUUUGUUGAAGGUCGAAUACUUGCUUACUUAUAUCUGGUUUACCUUUGGACAUUUUGACCAGGCAGACAUUCGGGAUCUACCUUUUUACCUUUGAAAAUCAAUUUUGCAAAGCAUCAAACAUGAACUCUAGCGAUAGCACAUCUUUGCCUGGCUCUACCGCCAAUGGCACAUCAAAUGAGGCCAAUGGAACCAACGGGACAAGUAGGUCCAACGGUACCAACGGUACCAACGGUGUCAACGGAACAAACGGCACCAAUGGCAGCAAUGGCGUCAAGAAGACCAAAAUUUGCGUCUACUGCGGUUCUUCCCCGGGUCACCACCCAGCACACAUGGAGGCUGCCCGUGAACUUGCCCGGGCAAUGGCAAGGAACAACAUAGGUUUAGUGUAUGGCGGUGGCACGAUUGGUUUGAUGGGAGAGGUGGCCAAAACCUUGGUUUCGCUUUCGGGUCCGGAAGCCGUACAUGGCAUCAUUCCAGAGGCGUUGAUCAAGCACGAGCGGGACCCAACAUACACCUCCACCUGGGGUUCAGAGGAGGGAGGGCUCGCGAUACCUGAAGAGAAGACGUACGGCAUGACUACGGUCGUCAAGGAUAUGCACACGCGGAAGCAGAUGAUGGCCCAGGAGGUCAUCGCUGGUGGGCCUGGAAGCGGCUUCAUCGCCCUACCUGGCGGCUACGGCACCAUGGAGGAGCUGCUUGAGACUUGCACCUGGAACCAGCUCGGUAUUCACGACAAGGGCGUAUGCGUCCUCAACGUCAACGGCUUCUACGAUGGUCUCAUCCAGUGGAUCGCCAAGAGCCAGGAGGAGGGAUUCAUCCGCAAGGGCCAGACCGAGAUCCUUGUAUCUGCCGACAAUGCUGAGGAUGCCAUCAAGGCUUUGAGGGACUACAGGGUGUCGGAGAGCGUCUUGAAGCUCAGCUGGGGCAGCCAAUGAGCCGGCAGCGCGCACGCCCGCCUUGCUUUCGAAGUUUACCACUAGGCGAUGCACACAAAUUGGUGCUGGUGCCCGCCCGCUCGCGUCAGUGGCUCAGAAAUCAGCUGGGCAUGCCUUUUGGGCCGGUGAACGAGUGGUGACGUAUUCUUGCCUGAAGCAAGGACCAAUUGUUACCACACCCCCAAUGGGUUAUCGGGUGUCCCACUAUAUCGCAUCCCGGAGGUGUCUUAAAACUGGGAGAAAUCGGAAGCAAUAUGGCAUAUAUAUACCCGCCUCAAAUUACACAUAGUGGCUCUCGGUCAUGAAAAAGGUGUGCAUGCACAAAUGUAAUAUAGAAAAGCAUUGGGCAGCGCGUCUCGGCAUGGAAGC